UUCGUUUAAUUUGGAUACGUUUUAAUGCUCUAACGUUUUGCGCAACGAUUUUAUAUAAAAAAAAACACAAAAUAAAAAAUUUUAUUUGUUUUGUUUCGUUAUUUUUUUUUGUAUUUUUUCUCGUUAUUUUUUUUUUUGAUUUCAAGCAAUAAUUUUGAAUUGAUUUGAAAAACGAUUGUUGUUCUCCUUUCAAUUAUCCGGUACAUUUUUUUUCUGUUAUAAAAUUUUAAUUGUUUUUUAUAAGUGUUAUAAUUUAAUUUAUAAAUUAAUUUCCAAUCGGAAUUUAUUAAUUGCGACAAUUAGAAUAAAACUUAAAAGAAAACUAAUAUUAAUAAAAAUAUUUAAAAAUUAUUAAAAAAAAAACACAUAAAAAUAAUUUAAUAGAAGUAACUAAAAAUAAGAAAUCAUCAUGACUGAAACAGUAAUUACAAUUCAACAACAACCGAAAACAACAGCAAGUGCACCAGCAGGACAAAAUGCUACCGCUGGAAUUCGUAUCAAUAUUGAAUAUUUUAAAACAUUACCUGGAAUAUUAAAACUUGUACAAUUGCUCUUAGGCAUUAUUUGUAUGGCACUUGCAUCACCAGCAGCUGCAUCAGUUACACAUUUCUUCUUAUUUGUAGCUGUUACAUCAUUUAUUGCAACAUUAUUAUGGGCAUUCGCAUAUUUCUUGAGUGUACGUGAAAAUCUUAAUUUGGCAAUUAAUUGGAUCUUAACGGAACUUCUAAAUACAGCCCUGGUUACCCUCUUAUAUUUAAUUGCAUUUAUUGUUCAAUUAUCCGGUUGGUCUACUUAUUAUCAUCCAUGGUCAGGAUCAAAUAUUGCAGCUGGUGUUUUCGGUCUAUUCAAUACAUUGGCAUAUGUUGCCGGCUGUUAUCUACUAUUCAUUGAACAUAGAAGUGGAGCAACACAAUAGUUAUCAAAAAAAAAAAAAAAAACAAUUUUAAUUUUCAAUUUUAAAAAAAAUGUUUCAAAAUAAAAUUAAAAUGUUCAUAAAAAAAUAAAGAAGAAAAUUAAAAAAAAAAAAGAUUUUUAUAAUAAAUAUUAAAUUAUUUUUAAUUUUUAUAUAAUUAUAAUUAUUUAUUUGAAAAGAACAAAAAAAAAACAAUAAAACAAAAAAUACAAAAAAAAAACACAAAAAUAUGUCAAAAAUGCAAGAAAAAUUUUCAAUUAUAAAAUUUAAGAAAAGCAAAAAAUAGUUAAGAAAAAUUAGUAGAAAAGUUGAAAUACAAAAAAAACAAACAAAAAUUUAAGGUUGUUAAAAUUUUCCGAGAAUCAAUUUUAUUAAUAAUUUUAAAAAUAGUUUUUAAAUAUGCAAACGUAAUAUUUGACUAAGUGUAGGAAAAACAUAUGUAUUUGACUGCGAUACUAAUUGCGGUAUAAGUGUAAAGACAGAGCCAAAGUGGUGAACGGCAACAGCAAACGAUUUCUCUUAUUAACAUAGAAAAGAACGGCAAAAUACAAAAUUCAUUAAGAAACACAGUGCAUCGGCAAAAUCAACUGUCCAGUCUUUUCAUGCAAUGUAACACACAUAUAACGACAGAUGAUGUAAAAAAAUCGCUAGCGAUAAAAUACGAAUUUAGGCUAUUUUACCUUUGUUGGUUAAAUUCGCGAUCGUAAUUUUGCUUCAUUUUGGACAUUCUCAUUUAUAUACAUGUGUUUAUUUUAUAUAUGAAUUUUGACAUUUCGCCGCGAAAAAUCGUUCUUCUCUGCUUUCAUCUUAAGUCACAUUAAUUUGAUUUGCUCUUAGGCGUUUUUGUCUUAUUUAAUUCUUCAAAAAAUAUUAAAGAAAUUCUUUGAAAAACUUCUAUUUCAACACAUUUCAUAUGUUUGUACUGCGCAAUAUUACAAAAUUUCGCUAUAUUGCAAAAAAAUAUUCAAGUUUAUGAGAAAAUUAGGGCUGUUUUCGCUAUAUAUCGUUAUAUACCGCAUUCAAAUUUCAAAUAUUAAGGUUGUAUAUAGCAUAUUAUAUAAAAUAUAACAAAGUAAAUAUUAAAUUUCACUGUUAUAUUUUUUUUUUAUAUAAAAAUUAAAAUUUUAAAUCACAAAAUUGAAUUUUUGAGUAUAUGAACGGCACAUUUUCGUUGUCAGAAUUUAUUCAAUUUGUUCUAAAUUUAAACUUUUAUAAAUUUUUUUUUUUGUACUUCCGUUUGCUUUUCAUCUAUAUUAUAAAAUUUCAUUUAUGUAGAAUUUUUUUAAUGACUUUUCUAUGUAUUUUUUUUUUUCUUUAAAACUUUUUUUUACUUUAUUUUUUUUUUGUAAUAAAUCUUUAGUUUUUAUGCUAGUUAAUAAAUAAUUUCUUAUUUUUAAUACGAAAAAUUAAUAAGAAAAAAAAAAUGGAAAAAAACAUUUUGUUUUAGAAUGUAAAAGAACAAAAUUAAAAAAAGGAAGAAAAACAAAACUAAAUUUCUUUUUUGUAAAAAAAUAAAAAAAAUUAAUAAAAUUAAAAAAAAAAUUAAUAAAAA
Messenger RNA from Condylostylus longicornis, 2465 nucleotides. Its product is annotated as MARVEL domain-containing protein 1. Bases 410 to 916 code for a protein of 168 amino acids. The record is from RefSeq and is a predicted model, not a curated record. The transcript has 3 exons. Gene Ontology annotation, cellular component: membrane. Lineage: Eukaryota; Metazoa; Arthropoda; Insecta; Diptera; Dolichopodidae.